AAAAGCGCUGCCAAUAUUUUUUUGACGUAAACGAGUCGAAUUUGCGGGGUUGACAAAUUAAUUUUUGAAAAUCUCCUUGCCAUUUUAGGUUAAAAAUCACGUUUAUUUACAUUAAGUGUUUAAAUGGUUUGUUUAAAAAAAAAAAAAAAAUGGCUUGUACCACACCAGAGCACCACAAGACACAAGAGUGAUUCUGGGCGCGAAAAUUUAAGACCAGGCGACCGUUAAUCUGGUUGCUUUCGGAGCAGCCAUGCAGAUGUUGUGUACCAGCACUGAAGAGGUGACACCAGGUUCAAGCUCUGAACCCAGGCCCUGCAGCAGCACUGUAACCCCGCAUAACUUGUUCAGCUACAGUCAGGUAAACCGUAGACAGCAGUAUCCUCAGUCAUCUUCUGGCCUACUGACUUCACAUGGAUCCGAUGAUGUCAGGAACAGUCGGUGUGCAGGAUCAAGCAAUGCCACUGAUACUAUGUUCACAGAAACAACACAGACUGGAGCUUGGUGGCAUGUCUCUGGAAGAGCAGACAGGAUCGGCUCUUCUGUGGGUUCAUCUGUCCACUCCUGGAGCUCCAACACGCCACAUCUGAAGACCACACCUGCACUCUCACACCAUGGCCAAACCCCUCAGAGAGACCUCAACAUGACAACGUCUUCAUCUGCGUCUGCGUGUCAUGCGUCCUCUGUGAUAGUGGCUGUGGUGGAGGGACGUGGUUUAGCUCGGGGGGAGAUUGGCAUGGCCAGUAUCAACGUGAAAUGUCCAGAGCUGGUGCUCUCACAGUUUGCAGACACUGGAACUUAUGCUAAGGUAAUUACCAAGCUGCAUAACUUGAUGCCUCUGGAGAUUCUGAUGCCAGACACUGCUAGUGUGAAAGGGCAAGGAACCAAACUCUACAACCUCAUCACAGAGAGAUUCCCGUCAGUCACAUUUACUGCUGUUCUGAGGAGGUACUUCAACGAGAAAAAGGGUCUGGAGUACAUACAGCAGCUUUGUGUCCCUGAGUUCAGCACUGUACUGAUGGAGGUGCAAACCAAAUACUACUGCCUGGCAUCUGCAUCUGCCCUACUAAAAUACUUGGAGUUUGUUCAGAACUCAAUAUAUGCCCCUAAGUCACUGAAAGUGGUCUUCACUGGUAGUGAGCAGACAGCCAUGAUUGACACGAUAUCAGCCAGCAACUUGGAGCUAGUCGUGAACCAGAGAGAUCACAGAAGUGAGCACACUCUGUUUGGGGUCUUAAACUACACUAAGACUGCCGGUGGGGAGCGGCGGUUACGCUCCAAUAUUCUUGAACCCCUGCUGGAUGUGGUCACUAUCAAUUCACGUUUGGACACCAUACAGGAGCUGUUGCAGAAUGAGGAGCUCUUCUUUGGUCUGAAGACUGCCAUUUCACACUUUCUGGAUAUAGAUGAGCUGCUGUCUGCUCUUGUUCAGGUCCCAAAGCAAGAGACGGUACCGGUGGCUGAAGCAAAAAUAACGCAAGUAAUUCAGCUAAAGCACAUUCUAGAACUGGUCCCAUCACUGAAGACGGUGCUGCAGCCUUCCAAAACAACCUUGUUGAAAGCAUAUUGUACCUCACUUGAAGACAGUAGGUUCAACAUCAUUCUGGAUCAGAUCAAAUCAGUGAUUACUGAUGACACCAGCUAUAUGAAAGGCAGUUUGACUAUGCGCACACAGAAGUGCUAUGCUGUGCGGCCCGAUGUCAGCGAAUUCUUAGAUAUUGCACGACGAGCCUACACAGAGGUGAUAGACGACAUAACAGGACUGGUGGCUCAGCUUGGAGAGAAGCACAGCCUACCUCUCCGGACAAGUUUCAGCAAAGCACGUGGCUUCUUUAUUCAAAUGAAGCUGGAGGGCGGGAUCUUACCUGGGGGGAAGUUACCAGAGGAGUUCAUCAAAGUGACUAGACAGAAGAGCAACUACGGGUUCACCACUGUAGACCUCAUGAAAAUGAACGACCACUGUGAGGAGGCUUUGAAAGACAUUUUUCAUAUGUCUUAUGUGGUGGUGUCCAGGUUGCUGAGUGAGGUCUACGAACACAUCCACUGCCUGUACAAACUGUCUGAUUCUGUGUCAAUGCUGGAUAUGCUGCUCUCUUUGGCUCACGCCUGCACUGUCUCAGAUUACGUGCGUCCUGAGUUCACUGACACAUUGGCAAUAAAGCAGAGUCGCCACCCCAUCCUGGAGCGAAUUUCUGGGACACAACCCAUCUCCAACAACAUCUACGUCUCUGAGGGAAGCAAUUUUGUAAUCAUAACAGGCCCCAACAUGAGUGGCAAGUCCACCUACCUUAAACAGGUGGCCCUUCUCCAGAUAAUGGCUCAGAUAGGAUCCUUUUUGCCUGCGGAGUACGCCUCUGUUCGUAUUGCGGAUCAGAUAUUCACCAGAAUAGGAGUGGAUGAUGACUUUGAGACCAACUCUUCCACAUUUAUGGUUGAGAUGAAAGAGGUGUCUUACAUCAUCCACAAUGUAAGCGACAAUUCACUCAUCAUUAUUGAUGAGCUGGGCCGAGGCACCAGUCCAGAGGAAGGCAUUGGUGUCUGCCACAGCAUCUGUGAAUUCCUCGUCAAUUAUAAGGCCUUCACACUCUUUGCCACACACUUUCUUGAACUGUGCCAGUUGCAAACUCUUUACCCCAACGUGGAGAACCAUCACAUGCAGGUUCAGCACGUCCGCGCAGAAGAUGGCAGAGCAGAAAGGGUGGUCUACACAUACCAGCUCAGCCAAGGACAUUCAGAGGAGCGCAACUAUGGUAUAAGAGCAGCAGAGAUGACCAAUUUACCAGAAGAAGUUAUUGAGGAGGCCAAAACUAUCGCAGCUAAAAUCAGCCAAAAGCUGUGGGCCAAGCAUUAUAGUGAUCCUGCCACUAUCAAUCAGAGGGCAAACUAUCGUCUAGCCACCAGACUGCUGCAGACAGCCCGUAACUCACGGCUGGACUCAGAGGGCCUACGUCACCAUCUGAAGGGCUUGAAAAGACAGUAUGAGGCUGAACUUCAAAAUGCUACAGAGUCAGUGGAGAACCUAGAGAUAGAGGAGUGAGGUCUGCGCUGAGGAAUGGGAUGGUGGAGUUGGAAUAUUUGAGAAAAUAGUUUGAGGAAAACAGAUAAAAUACACUUCUUGUUCCUGGUGUAAAUGCAUUUUUUUUUUAAUCCUGAGUUGUUUAUAAUUUUUUUUUUUUUUUUUUUUUUUUCACAGUACAAGUUUAGAUUCAGAUUGUUUAUUUUUUGUUUGUGACUAAUCAAAUAUUUUAUUUUACAUGUUAAUUCAUGUAAUCCACUUUGAGCUGAAAUAAACCGUUAACCAAA
Megalobrama amblycephala (Wuchang bream) is the source of this 3300-nucleotide messenger RNA. RefSeq names its product mutS homolog 4 (gene msh4). The transcript is spliced from 22 exons. The coding region runs from base 251 to 3034 and encodes 927 amino acids. Gene Ontology annotation, biological process: reciprocal meiotic recombination; mismatch repair. NCBI's taxonomy places the organism in Eukaryota, Metazoa, Chordata, Actinopteri, Cypriniformes, Xenocyprididae. The record is from RefSeq and is a predicted model, not a curated record. Gene Ontology annotation, molecular function: ATP-dependent DNA damage sensor activity; ATP binding; mismatched DNA binding. Gene Ontology annotation, cellular component: nucleus.